GUGGCACAUGUUUUAUUUUAAGGUCGCCGCUUCAGCCCGACUGAGAGGAAUGGGGACCUCGUGGUAGUCAAUAAAUAAAACUUUCACUAUCACCACAAAAAACUUCCUUGCAGCUCUCUGUAAUUUUGGAAAACUAAACACUCAGCGCCUUGGAGAUAUAGCCUUGAAGAAACUUUUCUGCAACUUUUUUCAACAAGCCAAAGAGGGGGAAAAAAAAUUCUGUGUCUGCAGUGGGGAAACGUGGGGACAUUAAAGUGUCCAUCCAUCCAUCCAUCCAUUCAUCCUUCAAGAGUCCCGCUCGCAUCUCUCGCUUCCUGCCACUUGCCAACAUGACACGGAGAUCGUGUACCAUUUAUGUGGUUGGGAUCACCUGCGCCGUCCUGCUCGCGGUUGGGAUUGGCUUGUUUGCAGGGCAAGUUUUCCGCACAUUAAUGAACAACCGCCUGAAAAAGGAGAUCGUGUUGGUAGAGGGCAGCCGCGUGUUUGACUCAUGGAAAAAACCUCCCCCUCCUGUCUACAUGCAGUUUUUCUUCUUCAAUGUGACCAAUCCAAAAGAGUGUCUUGCAGGGGCAAAGCCAGAAGUUAAACAGAUUGGACCGUACACGUACAGGGAGUACAGGUACAAGGACAACGUAAGCAUGGUGGCAAAUGGCAAAAUGGUCUCCGCGUAUAACACGAAAAGCUUUGUGUUCCUGAGGGAGAAAUCUGUGGGUGAUCCAGCUGAGGAUAACAUCACCACUGUCAACAUCCCUGCCUGGGCUGUCAUGAACAAUGUGAAAGGUAGUUUCUGGAGGGCCCCCAUGGUUUCAAUCUGGAUGAACUCUCUCAAGAGUGAUCUGUUCACUACACGCACUGUGGAUGAACUGCUUUGGGGCUACGAAGAUCCUCUGCUGGUUCGCGUUGCUGGCACCAAACCUGAGGUGGAGACGGUGUUUGGACUCAUGUACAAGAAAAAUGGAAGCAACGACGGUGAAUUUAUCUACCACACUGGAGAGCAGAACUACAUGGAUUAUGGCCGGAUCGAAACAUGGAAAGGCCAAAGGGAGUUGACUUUCUGGAGCUCUAACUAUAGCAACAGCAUUGUUGGAUCAGAUGGAAGUGCUUUCCACCCCCUGCUUGACAAGGAUGAGCGCAUUCACAUCUUUACUCCAGACCUGUGCAGGACCAUCUACAUGGAGUUUGAGAAAGACGUCGAGGUGAAAGGGAUCCCAGCGUACCGCUUCACACCUCCACCCUCUGUCCUGGCCAGCAAAGAGGAGAACCCGAACAAUGAGGGUUUCUGCAUCACCCCAAAGGAGUGCCUGGGAACUGGCGUCCUUAAAGUCAGCCCCUGUCGGAAAGGUGCGCCAGUGGUUGCCUCCUUUCCUCAUUUCUACCUGGCAGAUGACAAAUAUGUGGCUGCCAUUGAAGGACUGUCACCUGAAAGGACGCAUCACCAAACUUUUCUAGACCUAAACCCGACCACUGGAGUGAUUGUACGCGCUAACAAAAGAGCACAGGUGAACAUCUUGAUGCAGCGAAUCCCCGGAUUCCCGAGCACUAGAUUCCUGAAUGAAACAGUAUUUCCUGUAAUGUUCCUAAAUGAGAGCGUGGAAAUUGACGAUGCAUCUUCAGAGAGAUUAAAGAAGCUUCUGCUGAUUAGCAAUUUGGUGUCCAACUUCCCUCUCGUCAUUGUGGGACUGGGUGUUAUUCUGCUCAUGGUCUUUGUCAUCCUCCUAUGCCGGGCUCGCAAACAGAAGAAUGAAGUUAAGCGCAUUGUGUUUACCAAGCCUCUUUAUGCUUCGUCUGCUGAAGACGACACCACUUACUCUCCAGUUAAUGAUAAAGAGAAGGAGGAUCCCCAGAAUGGAACCUACAUUGGUCUGACACCUAAGGCUAACGUGGAAGCUUGAGGAUGAGCAAGGGGUCUGUCAUAGAGGGCUCAGGUGAAGAGGAUAUGUUUUUAGUCUCAGAUGUCUUGUAUUAUAUGCUCUUAGGUUUCCUUAGAGAGCGCUAAACUCUAUUCCCAGACAAACAGUGUUUAGAACACAACAGUGGCUUCUUCUAGCUGCUGCUAAUUAUGUAAAAUAGUUGUAAACAGUCGUCCAAUAAGCAGAGAUGAAGAGUGUGCUCUGUGGUGGUUCUCAAACAGGGGUCCCCAAUCCCAGUCCACGAGGGCCGGUGUCCCUGCUUUUAGAUGUGUCCUUGAUCGAUCACAGCUGAU
Neolamprologus brichardi is the source of this 2203-nucleotide messenger RNA. RefSeq names its product lysosome membrane protein 2-like. Gene Ontology annotation, biological process: receptor-mediated endocytosis; protein targeting to lysosome. Gene Ontology annotation, molecular function: scavenger receptor activity. NCBI's taxonomy places the organism in Eukaryota, Metazoa, Chordata, Actinopteri, Cichliformes, Cichlidae. Gene Ontology annotation, cellular component: membrane; lysosome; cytoplasm. The record is from RefSeq and is a predicted model, not a curated record.